Molecule: messenger RNA, 1548 nt
Organism: Olea europaea var. sylvestris
Lineage: Eukaryota; Viridiplantae; Streptophyta; Magnoliopsida; Lamiales; Oleaceae
Exons: 3
Coding region: 1-1548 (515 amino acids)
Molecular function (GO): DNA-binding transcription factor activity
Source: RefSeq, a predicted model, not a curated record
AUGGAGAAAGAUCAAGAAAAUCAGCCGGAUUCAAUGAUGGAGUAUGACCAAGAUUCACCUGGAGCUGAAAAGGUGGCGCCGAUGGAUGUUUUUGCCGACAAACCACUGCAGGAGAAGAACAAGUUUCCAAACAUGAAAAAAAGCACCGAGGAGGAGGAUAUGAAGGACGGAUCAAAAGUGAAGGAUCAUUGCUGUGUGGAGUGCAAAAAAAGAUUUAGCUCCGGCAAGGCAUUGGGAGGCCACAUAAGCAUGGCUCAUGUUCAGGCCAACAGAGAUUUCUCUCUCACGAGGCGGAAAUCGAAGAAGAAGCGGCUGAAGAAAUUUGUGGGCUCAAGUUCCCCUUCUGACUAUGGGGGAAAAAAUAUUUGUAAGAUCUGUUGGAAGGAUUUUCCAACAGAUAGGUCCUUAUUUGGGCACAUGAAAUGCCAUCCUAACAGGGCAUGGAGGGGGAUGGAGCCACCAGCUGAGGAUGCCAUGAAUUUUUCGGAGCCAGAAUUUGAGGCCAUGAAUAGGGUUCCUCCACAUGUUCUUGAUGGUGAUCAGAUUGAUUCAGGUCCUGUGGUGGCUUCUUCAGCGGCGGGUUUGAAUGAAUCUGUGAAGUGGCAGGUGACAGGUCAGCGCGGCCGGGCACCAACUAAGACAGUCAUUGAUUCACUGCCUCUUCCGAGUUCAGAAGAAAUUCUAGCAGUUCAACAGCUCGUAAGGCUUCUCGAUGGAGAUUCCAGAAAACCUAGUGAAGAUCUGGAUUCCACUAGCAACUAUUCUUGGAUUUCUGAGGAUGAAACUGAUGAUGUUAAUCCGGAUUUUCAAUUGAAUAAGAACAAAGAGAAGGUGUUUCCAGUCGGAGACGAAAGGGAUUCACCUGUUAAAAAGCCGAAAAUUUGGGAAAGAGCUGAUGAAACCCCAGGUGGUGCACAAGUCGGGAGAAUCCUUUACAACGUCAAAGGGAAGGGAAAACUGGAUCAUGGAUUUGAUAAUGAAUUUAGUACUAAUUGCUCUACGAUGAUCAAGGAAAAGACUGCAGAAGAGAAAAAAUCAGUGCGUCCAGAAUUACAACCGAAUUUCAGCCAUAUUGUACCGGCGGCCAAAUCUGUCCCUCCGGCAGCAACGGCUGACAAAUACAUUUUCAGCACUUAUAGAGAGAGUUUUUCAACACCUAUAGGACUGGGAGGGCAAAGAUCAAGCGACAAAGAAAUCAAAGUGGGAAUUUACAACCCCAGUGAUGAUCAGUCUUCAAAUGAAGCUUCUUAUGCUAAAGAUGAGCCAAAAAUCAAUGCCACCAAACAAUUGGAAGUAAACAAAGCUCUUGGAAUUCAGAACCAAUGCCAUUGCACUGGUGAGUGCAAUCAUCCUGAUCAUAUUACCUCUACAGAAGAAGCAAAAAAGAAGCAAAAAGUUCGCAGGUCCGCCCUUAAUGAGAUGCCUAACCAGGAUGGUAAAGAUGGGAAGGAGUCUGGUAAUGCACACAAUUUUAAGAAAUAUUAUGUUAUUGUUGAGAAUGUUAUGCAAGCCUGCUUACUGGUUUAUGUGAAUGGAACCGUAUCUUAG